Molecule: messenger RNA, 996 nt
Organism: Stomoxys calcitrans (stable fly)
Lineage: Eukaryota; Metazoa; Arthropoda; Insecta; Diptera; Muscidae
Exons: 4
Coding region: 61-972 (303 amino acids)
Source: RefSeq, a predicted model, not a curated record
UGAUGCGGCAAAGUUGGCGGAGGUAAACAAAUCCUGUCAUUGAGAAAGCAAGAGACAGAAAUGGAAGAAAUGGUAGUGGAGUCCGCUCCAUUGGCUAUUCCAGAGGAUGAUCUAAAGAGCAAAGACGAUGGUAUGCAUUUAAUUAUUGAACCUGGCUGUACGUUAGCAGUAUUACGCGAAUACAUGAAUAUGUCAUGUCUGUCUGAAAAGUGUCAGUUUGUGCAAACCACAGAUGAAAUUCAAGAGAUAUGCCAAGAAUUUAUAACUAUUUUGCGCAAAGAGGAACUUAACCUGGAUGAAAUAACAACAUUGUUUGUGGCUGCUUGUAUGUGUUACUUUGUUAACGCCAAGCCGGAAAACUAUGAGUGGCGCUCGCAAUUGCUACAGAAGACAUUCCAGUAUGUGGAUACACUGAGUCCCAUGCACCUUCACAUAGCUACCAAACGCUUAUGGAAUGCUCUGAAAACCGAUGAGAUUGAUUAUGUUUUCAAUUUAAUUACAAUAUGUCAUCAAUUAUCAUCGGCAAGCGAAACUGGACGUGCCAUUGCUAUAUGUUUGAUAUGGACUAUACUCUUUAAGAUAACCGAAACAAGAAUUCAAAUGUAUUGCUUUCACGAAUUCAGUGAGUUAAUGAAAAUUCUCAAUGAACUUGAUGAUCAGCUACUGCUGAAGGAGGAAAACUUACGCAUAGUCUACAUAUUGAUACAGAGUGUAGGUUUUUUGGUCAAUGCCAUAGUGUUUGGGCAAAAUGAUGAUUUUAAAAAAGCUGGCUAUCGUAAUUAUUUCUCUUACACUAAACGAGAACUGGAAAAAUUGAAAAAAUAUGCCGAACGUUUAUCGGGUUUAUUGAAAGUUAACAUCUCCGCAGCUGAAAAUAAUUAUGAAUUGAGAAUGACGAUAAGCGAAUACAUAAAUGUUAAUAUCAUUGGAGUGUUGCAGGAGAAAAUUUCCGAAAUGCAAUCGAGCAAAUAAAGAAGAAAUAAUAUUUUUAUAUAA